GAAUUAGUCACAAAAUUAACCGUAAUCAAGUAAAUAUUUCGACAAAUUCUCAGUGAUUUUUGCAUAAAAAACGGAAAGAAAAAAACUUUAGUGAAAACCUACACUACUCGAGCAAAUCAAGAAAUUUCUUUGUGCUACUCUGCUGCAUGUGUGUGUGUGUGUCGUACGUGCGAUUCAUUCAUUCCAUUACGUGUGUGCGCUGGCAAUAUUUGGACAAGGGAAAAAGUUAACCAAAUAACAGCAACAGCUAGCCCAAUGACUUGUACAAAUUUGUUGUUGUUGUUCAAAUUGUUAAAAUAGAUGCUUGCAAUGUAGAGCUCCUGCUGGCCCCUAAAAAGGGGGCGCACAGGUCCAAUAGCACAGACAUUUAAGUAGUACCCCGUAUAUACUAAAUAUUGAUACUGGUAUUUGCGCCGCAAAUUAAAAGAACUUUUUGCCGUUUACGUCUUAAGAAGAAGCAACAAAUACGUCAAAUUACCAACACCAAGGCAGACGAAAAUAUAUAUGCAUAUGUACAAUACAGAUACACAUGUUCAUGUGUAUUAAGGUAUAAGCGACAAUAUUUUAUUUGGCGUUAUCAUCAUCAUCACCACCACCACCACCACCACCCACCAACAGUGCAGAGUAUUAACCAAAACGCUGCGCAACUAACGACAACAAUAACGUAAAGACAAAAUAAUAAAAUACAAUAAACGAAGUAAUAUAAGCUAACUAAAGAAACAACUAAUUUGAUACGUAGAAUUAUGAACGUAGAGAACCAAUUGAAGACACCGCUACCACAGAUUCGUAAUUUGGUCAAGCACAUAAGCAAGAGAAAUUUUAAUGAGAGCAACGAACAAAUAAAGCAGUUCAUCCAAGAUUACGGCCUCGAAGCGGAUCGCAGCUGUCUGCGCUAUCUGUUCACGUUACUCAAUUUGAGCGAACAGUCCACGAACGUCAACGCACAGCUGCAGGCUAAGUUGCUGGGCGCCCAUCUGCAGCGGCAACUGCAAAGCUCCUCGUUUGUCACAAACAUUUGUGUUGCGUUCGAUCAGCACUUUGCCAAACAAAAGAGUCUUAAAACUUUGCCGCUUGCCGAGCUCAUUGGGCAGGUGGCCAAAUUAACCGGCAUCAACAAACUUUGCGAGUGCGUCUUUGCCUUGGCCGUUACUCAUAGCACACAUCCUGAGCUACGCCAGUGCGCCAGGGAUAGUUUACGCAGCUCUCUACCUGAAUUGCUUGAUUCUUAUUUGGGUCAGAAUAACGCAACUGCAGCAGCUGCCAGUGGCUUGCACGAAAUCUCGUUCGAUCUAUUGCAAUAUUUGCUUUGCUGUUUAAGCGAAUACGUGACGCCGCAGUUGGAGUCGCAGUUUCUAAACAAACUCCGCGAGGAAUUUCCACGCGAGGCUGUGCCGCUGGUGCUAGCACCGCUCCUGUAUCGUGGCACAACGGCGACGGCGGCGACGACGACGACAACGACGGGUGCCAAAGCAAACGAAACUGAUGCAGAGGAGGAGACGCCGAGCUCGACAACAACAACCAGCAGCUGGAGCAGCUCUGAUGCGAAUAAUUUGAAUGAAGUUGGCAUCGAGGAUAUCUAUGACCAUUUAUGCGAGAUAAUAUUUACAAAUCAGGGCAAAAAUAAUAUUAUGGACACAUCUUGGAUUAAUUUAAUCCUUGAAAUCGGUUAUGAAUUUACAUCGAGCGUUGAAGAUUGCAAAAAUCAUUUGUGUUGCGGCGCCGGCAGCGCUGCUGGCAGCGGUAGCGUCUCACGUGAACUGCAGCCCAAAGAUGUUGCCAAAAUUGUUGGUCUUAUGUGCCGGCGUCACUCUUCGCUCCUCGAUUGCAAUGUAAAUCUACCAACACCAGCUAAUUUCUGGCCCGGACAGGGACAGCAGUCAGGCAAUGGUAACAACAGCAGUGGCGGCGGUUCUGCCGCACAACAAAACUCAAGCAGCAGCAGCAGCAACAAUAACAACAACGAUGGCGGCAGCGAGUCGAGCACUGCGGUUAGCAGCAGCGAAAAGAAGGACAAGAAGGAGACAACGGAUGCGACGCAAACAUGGAAGCCGGAUGUGUUUGUGCAGGCGCUCAAGGAGCUGGUGCCCCAGCUUAACUGGAAGGAUGUCUGCAUGGAUCUUGAUCAUUCAGAGUUCGUGCUAAAAGAUCGCAUUGGCUUGGAUCUGCUACUCACAAUAUUCAGAUUGGCCACGCAAUCGAAUCUGUUUCCGCACCCGGAAUGCAUUUACCGCCACUGGGCGAACACAGAGGGUCAGCUGUCGCUGAUAACAACGAUGCUAAAGAAUCCCGAUUUGUUCUCAUUCGCCGACUAUGUGUUCAGUCAGCCGCCUCUUGAUGUGCUCAAAACGCCACCGGAUGCGGACAAUAAAGAAAUUGCCGCCUGGAAAUCGUUGCAUUUGGUGGAGGUGCUGCUGUCCAUAGCGGACAAGGGUUACUUUAGUCAGGUGCACGAUUUGUUCAAGUUUCCGGCACAGAAUUGUCCGGACGUGCUGUUUCUUGCGUUGCUACACAUCAAUCCUCCAUUAACACCACUGCGUCAGGAUUUGUUUAAUCAGCUGAUACCCACAUUUCUCGGCAAUCAUCCCAACUCGAAUGUGAUAUUGGCCAGCGCCUGGAGUUCCACCAACUAUCAACUGCGUCCGAGCAUUAUGAACGCCAUGUCCGAAUGGUAUUUGCGUGGCAGCGAAUUCGAUCAGGUUAAAUUAUCGCGGAUUCUCGAUCUGGCGCAAGAUCUCAAGGCGCUCUCCUCGCUGCUCAAUGCACGCUCCUUCCUCUUCAUUAUCGAUCUGGCCUGCUUGGCGUCACGUCGCGAGUAUCUCAAGCUGGAAAAAUGGUUAAGCGAUAAGAUACGCGAUCAUGGUGAGCCCUUUAUGCAGGCCAUGAUCAAAGUGCUGCAGCGUCGUUGCCCGCAGGUCACCAAUGCCAAGCUGCCCGAGGAUCAGCUGCCGCCCAAGCAAGCACAAUUGCUGCCCGAAACAGUUACCACCAUGAUUAAUUGCCUGCAGGCUUGCAUUAACAAUUGCAUGCAGCCGGAGAUUGUCGAAAUGAUUAUGCAAAUGGCUGCCAAUGUCACCAUUAUGGCCAACAAAGCGCGCGCUGCGCAGCAGCAGCAGCAACAACAACAGCAGCAGCAGCAGCAGCAACAACAGACAGCAGGACCACAAGGCUUAGUGCCACCGCCUCCCAGCAUUUUGCGCGGUCAUCGCGGCAUGGAUUUACCUGGUGCGGGCAUUGUGCCGCCGGGUUCAGUGCCUCAGCCGCCGCAACCUUUCAGCGGCAAUCUGAGCGCACAACAAAUGUUCGGUCCUGGCGGCGGCGGCGGUGGUGGCGGCGGCAUGGAUCCGCUCACCAACAUGUCCAACAAUCUGGCUGGCCUCAAUCUGGGUGGACCAAAUGGCGCCUUCAAUUUUGGCAACAUGCUGACAUCUCCAUCACGGCUAAUGAAUCCCGGAGCCAAUGCAUAUCCGCCCAUACCCAUACAGAUACCAGCGCCGCCACCCAAUGUUGGUAAUCUGGGACGCAUGCUGCCAGGCUCAGCAGGAGGACCACAGCCGGCGCCGACAGCGCCGAAUCCGAAUAAUCCUGGCAUAGCUGAUCUGCAAAUGCCGGUGUCCAAGGAGGUGGAAGAUGAAGCCAAUUCCUACUUCCAGCGCAUCUACAAUCAUCAGCCCAAUCCAACGCUUUCGAUAGACGAAGUGCUCGACAUACUGCAACGCUUUAAGGAGUCCAGCAAUCGACGCGAACAGGAGGUUUUCCUCUGUAUGCUGCGCAAUCUGUUCGAAGAGUAUCGCUUCUUCUCGCACUAUCCGGAGAAGGAGCUGCAAAUUACCGCACAACUCUUUGGCGGCAUUAUCGAUCGCAAUCUGGUGCCCACGUUUGUGGCCCUGGGACUUUCGCUGCGUUGCGUCUUGGACGCCUUGCGCAAGCCAGAAGGCUCCAAAUUGUAUUACUUUGGCGUGACCGCCUUGGAUCGUUUCAAAACACGGCUGCAUACGUAUAACAAGUACUGCGAGCACAUUCGUUCCAUACAACACUUUACGGACUUUCCGCCGCAUCUCAUACAAUAUGUGGAGUAUGGCAUGCAUGGCCAGGAGCCGCCACCACAGAAGCUCAUUGGCUUGAGCAACACCAUACCCACAUCAGCCUUAGCACCUACGGGCGGUGAGCCGCUGUAUCGCGCCAAUGCUAUGCCAGGCAACAUGUCGGCUGCUUUGGGAGGCAGUGGUGGCGGACAGAAGCCACCAGUUUCGGUGCUGCAUGCCACACGCAUGAAGUCCAUUGCUAAUGCCACCAACAUUGAUACGCUGCUAGUGGCCAAUCAGGAGGAGAAGGUAACAGUGCCGCCGGAGCCGGUGCAGGACAAGACCGCCUUCAUAUUCAACAAUCUUAGCCAGCUGAAUAUACCGCAGAAAUGCGAGGAAAUCAAAGAGAUUAUGACCAAAGAGUAUUGGCCUUGGCUGGCCCAGUAUUUGGUCUUGAAGCGCGCCUCCAUGGAGUUUAACUUCCAUACGCUCUACUAUAAUUUUCUGGAUGCACUCAAGAACGGUGAAAUCAAUCGAUUCGUAACCAAGGAAACGCUGCGCAACAUCAAAGUGCUGCUACGCUCGGACAAAGGUGUCAUCAAUUUCUCUGAUCGCAGCCUGUUGAAGAAUUUGGGCCAUUGGCUGGGCAUGAUGACGCUGGGACGGAAUCGACCCAUCUUGCAGCUGGAUUUGGAUCUAAAAUCGCUGCUUGCAGAAGCCUACCAUAAGGGACAGCAGGAGCUGCUCUUUGUGGUGCCGUUUGUGGCCAAAAUAUUGGAGUCUUCGGCCAAGUCACGCAUAUUUAAGUCGCCCAAUCCCUGGACUAUGGGCAUAAUGUAUGUGCUGGGCGAGCUGCAUCAGGAGCCAGAUUUGAAAUUAAAUCUUAAAUUUGAAAUUGAAGUGCUAUGCAAGACUCUAAAUCUGGAGCUGGCUAAAUUAAAGCCGGUGAUCUAUCUGAAAGAUCCCACGCGUGCUUUGUUAAUAGAGCAGCAAAUGUCACAGCCGAAGCCCAAGCAUGUGGAAGCGCAACAGCAGCAGCAGCAACAACAACAACAGCAGCAGCAGCAACAGCAGCAGCAACAACAACAACAGCAGCAACAGCAAGCUCAACAACAACAGCAAGCACCUGCGCCGCCGCCACAACAACAACAACCACAACAACAGCAGCAGCAACAACAGCAACAACAACCACAACAAGCGUCUGGAUCAGCAGCGGAGCUUGAAGCUCAAUCCAUGGCCAUGAUAGGCAAUGCUAGCGGCAGCGCUGCUGCCGUCAGUUCACCCAAUCUGCCUACAGAUGCCAACCAAGUGGUGCUGCCACCACCGGAGCCACGCUAUGCCUACAUCGAGGUAAACGUUAGCAACUUCCAAUUGAUUGCCCAGCAGCUGGUGCUGCCCGCCAACAUACCCUUCCUGCAUGCCAAUCCCGGCAUCAAGCACAUUGUGGUCAAUGCCAUUGAACGUACCAUAACCGAUUGGCUGCAGCCUGUGGUUGAUCGUAGCAUACGCAUUGCUUGCGCCACCACGGAGCAGAUUGUGCGCAAAGAUUUCGCCCUGGAUGCUGAUGAGAAUCGCAUGCGCACUGCGGCGCAUCAAAUGGUGCGCAACUUAGCCGCUGGCAUGGCCAUGAUUACAGGCAAGGAGGAGAUUGCGCGCGCCAUUAGUCAGAAUCUGCACAAAGCUUUCGUAGCUGCAUUGACUGGCGUGUCCAGCAUGUCGGAACUGCAGGCGGCUGCGCUGCAGUUGGCCAACGAGAAUGUGGAGCUGGUGUGCGUCUUUAUACAAAAGACGUCGGCGGAGAAGGCAGCACUCGAGAUUGAUCGCAGGCUGUCCACAGAUUUCGAGACACGCAAGAUUGCGCGCGAGGAGGGCAAUCGGUUUGUCGAUGCACAGAUCCUGAGCUAUCAGCAGGAGCGUCUGCCAGAGCCAGUGCGUCUCAAGGUGGGCCCAGCGCCGCCCACGCUCUAUGCUGUCUACUCGGAGUUUGCACGCAAUAUCCCUGGGUUUCAGCAAAUGAGCGAACGUGACAUUGCCAUGUUUGUGCCCAAGCCACAGGAGACGGGACCACCCAAUGUGUUUGCCAACGAUGAGAGCAGCAUGGUCUACGCCGAGGUGGCCAGCAAAAUGGAGGCGUUCAUGAAUACAGCCAUCAAUGUGCCCACGCUGCAGCUGCAGGCGAGCAAGAUGCAUAUGCUGCUGAAUGCUUUGAUGGCCACGCGUCGUCAACGCGACCAGGAGUCGGCCUUCAAUCUGCUGCAACGCGCCGUUGAGGGCUUAACCGAGGGCCUCAUCAAUGUGCAGGAGCAUCUGGAACAGAUGAAGCUCUAUCGCGACAUACACUUGCGCAUCCUGAGUCUGCUGCACAACAGCUUUGGGGCACCCAACACGGAGCGAGCGGUGACCAAAUGCUUCUUUGAUAUGCGCGAAGAGAUUCGCUACAAUGUGGAGGCGGCGCGCGCCCUGAUCACCUCACACUUUGUCAAUCUCAAUCAGUUUGAUGGCAUGUUGCGCGAUUGCAUGGACAAUGGCAACAACUAUAUGGCCAUUUCCUUUGGCAUUGCGCUGCUCGAGCGUCUGAUUAUGGAGGAUCGUGCGAUUAAUAUUGUGGCCGAUAAUGAGUUUAUGGCCACGGUGGAGCUGCUGGGACGACUGACACAGCAUCGUCAUCGUUAUCCCGAGUGCAUUGUGAAUGCCAUCGAGACACUCUGGUCGGGUAAUCUCAACACCAGCGACUACGGACCAUUCAAUGCGGGUGAGCGUUACCUCUCCGGCGCAUCACAUUACAUACACUCGGGCAUGCAUCACGUUAGGUCAUGCGAUACAGAUGAUCCGCCGGGACUGCAGGAGAAGACCGAGUUUCUGCUCAACGAUUGGGUGGCUCUAUACUCGCAACAGACGCAGCAAACGACGCGCGAUGCGCGCAACUUUGGCGCCUUUGUGCAGAAGAUGCACACAUAUGGAAUACUCAAGACAGACGAUCUGAUUACGCGCUUCUUCCGACAGGCCACACAGAUCUGCACGGAGGUUGUGUAUCGUGUGUUUGCCGAGCCAAGUUUGCCCGUUAACCAGGCCAAGAACAAGAUAUUCCAAUGGAUCGAUGCGUUUGUGCAUUUGAUUGCGAUGCUGGUGCGCCACUCCGGCGAGGCGGGCAAUCCGACGACCAAGAUUAAUUUGCUCAACAAGGUGCUGGGCAUUGUGCUGGGCACGCUGCUCAAGGAUCACGAGAUGCGCGGCGUUGGCUUCCAGCAGGUGGGCUUCCAUCGUUUCUUCAUGAUGCUGUUCAUGGAACUCUGCUCCGCCGAUGCCAUACUCGAGUCGCUGAUGCACAGCAUUGUGUCGGCCUUUGGCUACACCUAUCAUCUGCUCAAUCCGAGCGUGGCGCCAGGCUUCUGCUUUGCCUGGCUGGAGCUCAUCUCGCAUCGCGUCUUCCUCGGCCGCAUUCUGGUCCAGAUACCCAACCAAAAGGGCUGGCCCCUUUAUGCUCAGCUGCUGCAGGAUCUCUUCAAGUACUUGGCGCCCUUCUUACGCAACACGGAGCUGGGCAAGCCCGUGCAGUUGCUCUACCGCGGCACAUUGCGUGUGCUGCUGGUGUUGUUGCAUGACUUCCCAGAGUUUCUCUGCGACUAUCACUUUGGCUUUUGUGACGUCAUACCGCCCAACUGCGUGCAAAUGCGCAAUAUUAUCUUGUCCGCAUUUCCGCGCAACAUGCGUCUGCCUGAUCCAUUCACUCCCAAUCUAAAGGUGGACAUGCUGUCGGACAGCAGCAAUGCGCCCAAGGUCUCCAGCAGCUUCACGGUCAACAUACAGCCGCCGAACUUUAAGAAGGAUCUCGAUUCGUACUUGAAGGCGCGUGCGCCCGUCACAUUCCUCUCUGAGCUGCGCGGUCAUCUGCAGGUGACCAGCGAGCCGGGCACGCGCUACAACAUGACGCUGAUGAAUGCUCUGGUCAUGUAUGUGGGCACCCAAGCCAUAGCGCUGAUUAGAAACAAGAACUUCAUGCCCAACACAUCGAACAUUGCGCAUAGCGCACAUAUGGACAUCUUCCAGAAUUUGGCCGUCGAUCUGGACACCGAGGGACGCUAUCUGUUCCUGAAUGCCAUUGCCAAUCAGCUGCGCUAUCCCAACAGCCACACGCAUUACUUUAGCUGUGCGGUGCUGCAUCUGUUUGCCGAGGCCAAUUCGGAGGCCAUACAGGAGCAAAUAACACGCGUGCUGCUCGAGCGUUUGAUUGUAAAUCGUCCACAUCCUUGGGGUCUGCUCAUCACCUUUAUCGAGCUGAUCAAGAAUCCCAUUUACAAGUUCUGGGAACAUGAUUUCGUGCACUGUGCCCCCGAAAUAACCAAGCUCUUUGAAUCCGUGGCACGCUCUUGCCUGGCCAAGUCCAAUGUUACCCAGCAGCUGAACAUGGCUGUGGAUGGUGAGAACAAUAAUCAGGAGGUCAAUAUCAACUGAGUGCAGCGCUUCUCGCUGGAUUUUUGUACUCUGCAGCGCAGACAGCAUUAGACCAGCCCACAACACACACACACACACACUUGCAUAAAUUCAAUUAUAUACAUCUAUAUAUAUAUAUAUAUACAAAAACAUACUAACAAAAAUGUGUUUAGUUCUUAGGUGUAGUGUUUUAAGCAAACAAUGAAAUUACACGAAAGUUAAAGAAAACGAAGAAAAGAUUUGUUAAAUAAGCGAGAGAGAUAGAGAGAGGAGCGAACGAUUAAGUAAUUAAUUCAGAAAUGUAUCUAGUGUAAUUGUGUAGAGGGAGAGUAUCGAAACGAGAACAUUUUAAAUGCCCGCAAAUGUUACAAAUUUUUUAAUUGAGUUGUAUUAUAAUUAUAAAUGAACAAUUCCUGUAUUUACCUGUGGUUUUACAAUUGUUGUGGCUACGUUAAGCGAAUUAGUUGUCGCAAAAAAAAAAACAAACGCAACCCACUAAAAAUGUUAAUCAAACUAUAAAAAAAUUAAAAAAAAAAUACACA
Messenger RNA from Drosophila busckii, 8995 nucleotides. RefSeq names its product CCR4-NOT transcription complex subunit 1 (gene Not1). Lineage: Eukaryota; Metazoa; Arthropoda; Insecta; Diptera; Drosophilidae. Gene Ontology annotation, biological process: nuclear-transcribed mRNA catabolic process, deadenylation-dependent decay. Bases 744 to 8474 code for a protein of 2576 amino acids. Gene Ontology annotation, cellular component: CCR4-NOT core complex; P-body. Gene Ontology annotation, molecular function: molecular adaptor activity. The record is from RefSeq and is a predicted model, not a curated record. The transcript has 10 exons.